CUUGGUGAAUUCACGGAAAUAUCUUUUGGGAACGCAGUAGACCGAAAGUUGGCGUGGUAGAUACAUAAAAGUCAUACUCAGGGAUGGAUGAGGACAGAAACAAGAAACUAGCUGAGAGUGAAAUAUCCGUGUGUCUGAGUUUAAUCGUUAAUAACGUCGGGUUCUUCAAUAACGGACUAUGCCACCGGAAUCGGUUAUGGUUAUGGCUAACCAUUUAGUAAUUAGAACCGUUCGACACUCGUCAAAUAAAAAUAAAAUUGAUAUUCCAAAUAACAACCUGGACUGUUUUUCUCCGUGUAAAAGCUUGGGAAGAGUGGAAAAGUUAAAAGGAGUGAAAGAAGAACAGAAAACAACAACACCACCACCACAAAAAGCACCAGUAUACCAGUACUUGCCCGUUCUGCCGGAGCACGAUUUUGAAGCUCUUCACAAAAGCUUGGAGAUGCUGGCUCAGUCGUACUGGUAUUUCACAGACUUCGGCAGCGUCGACGCCAAAGCACACCUAGCCAGCAUGGCGGUGGGGACAUUCUUGGUUCGAGACAGCUCGGAUCCUAAGUAUUUAUUUUCUCUAAGUGUCAAAACGGAACGCGGUGCAACAAGCGUGCGGAUAAAAUACGUGCGUGGACUUUUUCAAUUCGACUGCGAAGAGACCAUCAAACAUUCGCUGCCAAAGUUUGAAAACGUGGUGGAACUCGUCGACUUUCACGUGACACUAUGCAGGGACGACACCGCCAGUCGCUGUAGGUGGUUGGAGACGUCGGGUAGAAGAGACAUGGCGGUCAAGUUGAAGAAACCGUGUUUUAGUGGCGUGCCUUCUUUAAAACAUAUGUCUCGGGUAGCGACGAAUAAAUCGCUGAAGGACUUGCAUUUUCCGCAGAGGUCGUCGGCACUGUUGCCGAUUCCAGAUACUGUGAAGCAAUAUUUACAACAGUACCCGUAUAAAGUCUGACUUGGUGUGUGGAGGGAGAGAGGGAGGGUAUAUACACCCCGUGUAACCGUUCCUAGAAAAUAAGGAAUCAAAUUCCUAUAAAGCUUUGUGGUUCGCGGAGAGUACGAGAGUGGAUUACAGAUGAUGUGGAGUUAGAGAGAGAAAGAGAGAAGAAAAAAAACCCUGAUUCAUUCGGGAUGGAUGAUUAUUGUUAGCCGAUUCGUUGCAAGUACGUGUACCUGUACGGUUUGAUUCCCGUGAGCCACAUGCAUGUGCAUGUAUGCUGGUUGGCAGGAUGUACGUGGACACGACGUGCGUAUUGAUUCGUAGAUGUACGCAAUCGUAUGAACUGAUUCGUCGGAGUUGAGGAGUCCUACACCACCUGCUUUGACUGAUUCGUAGAUGUACUCUUAUUGUACGGACCAGCAUCACAUGGCUGAUUGGUAAAUUGUACAAGUGCGCGAACACGCACGGACUGCUCGUAGUCUUUCUAAAUGCAGGGAGGAAGCGGAUUGGAUAUUGGCCAGUAAUCAGUGGUUAUAGUAUGAACAGUGGAACAGUAUUACUUGAAAAAAUGUUUAUAUGUAUGUAUUGUAGUGCAGGGGCGGAUCUUGGAAAAAAGAAACUUGACGGGGGAGUAGGGAGACCAACAAUAACCAACCAACUCGUUAAAGGGUCAUUCGAGAGUUUGCUGCAUUGUAAGAUGUUUCCGACUAAUAAAAUAUUUUUACGAUUAAACUUACAUAGUAAAUAUAUUUUCUUGUUUAGAAUAUCACUGUCUGUAUAUUCAAUAUAUUUUAGGAAAUAA
Molecule: messenger RNA, 1736 nt
Organism: Gigantopelta aegis
Lineage: Eukaryota; Metazoa; Mollusca; Gastropoda; Neomphalida; Peltospiridae
Product: suppressor of cytokine signaling 2-like
Exons: 1
Coding region: 179-949 (256 amino acids)
Biological process (GO): phosphatidylinositol phosphate biosynthetic process; intracellular signal transduction
Cellular component (GO): phosphatidylinositol 3-kinase complex
Molecular function (GO): 1-phosphatidylinositol-3-kinase regulator activity
Source: RefSeq, a predicted model, not a curated record